AUGCUAAAAUUCAUAAAACAAUGUCUGCUUUGUGCUCAAGCACAACCACUGCAGUUAACUUUGAUGCUCCGUACUGCUGAAAAUAAGGCAAGUUGUAGUCCGAUGGAACAACCGAUCAUUCGACUUAGUAUUAGUUACACAAAGCCAGCCAAUCAAAACGAUGAGGCGCAUCCAACUGGUAGCUGGAGCUCUGGAGGCCAUCAAAAUUUUUCAAGGUCAUUGGUUUUAAUCACUGACACAUGGUCAGAAAUUGGAUCGCGUUUUGAAGAAGUCGUAUGGUGUUUGGCGCACUUUCAAAAGAGAAGGCGGAAAAGUGCCCUGGGUUUUUUUCACUCCAGGAUGUAUAAUUUAUUCUGUGAAAGCAAAAAUCAGAUGUUAGUAGUAUUUUUGUGUACACUGUUUUUGUCACGACUGAUUUAA
Messenger RNA from Echinococcus granulosus, 420 nucleotides. RefSeq lists its product as hypothetical. Bases 1 to 420 code for a protein of 139 amino acids. The record is from RefSeq and is a predicted model, not a curated record. NCBI's taxonomy places the organism in Eukaryota, Metazoa, Platyhelminthes, Cestoda, Cyclophyllidea, Taeniidae. The transcript is spliced from 3 exons.